ACUAACUUCGCGAAGCGAAAAAGGAGAGAAGAGGAGAGAGAGAACGAGAGAAGUCUAGAGAGAGAGAGAGAGAGAGAGAGGAGGAGGAGGAGGAAGAAGAGUAAAGCAGCGCGAGCGGCGAGGCCCGCCGCGGUUUGCUUGUUGCGGGAUUCGCCGCCGUAUUACGCCGAGUUGGUGGGUUUGAUCGAGGAGGAGGAGGAGAUGGUGGUGCGGCAGGCGGUGGCGAUGGAGAUACCGGUGGAGGAGGGGGCGGCGGCGUCGUCGGCGGCGGCGGCGGGGAGGGGGAGGAUGCCGCUGAGGAUCAGGAGGAGGCUGAUGGAGGGGAGCCGAGGCGGCGGGGCCCCCGCGAGCGCGGAGGAGAUCGAGGCCAAGCUGAAGGAGGCGGAGCUGCGGAGGCAGCAAUUCCAUGAAUGGGUGUCCUGCAAAGCGAGGAAGAAGCCACGGAGCCCAUCAUGGUCUUCACAAGAGGAAGAUCAAGGUCAGCGCCUCGAAGCAAAGCUUCAGGCAGCUGAGCAGAAAAGGUUAAGCCUCUUGGCAAAGGCGCAGAACAGGCUAGCCAAGUUGGAUGAACUCCGACAAGCAGCGAAGAAUGUUGUGGAAAUGCGAAUUGAGAAGGAAAGGGAAGAACUUGAGACUAGAGUAGAGUCUCGUGUUCGGAAGGCAGAGGCGAACCGCAUGCGCCUUUUGCACAUACAUAUGCAGCGACGGGCUGCGUUGAAGGAGAGAACGGCCAGGUCCCUUGUGCGGAAAGCCACAUCAGAGAGGAAAUACACAGAGCUAGUGAGGUCUUCAAUCUUACAGAAGCGUGCUGCUGCGGAAAAGAAGCGGAUGGCAUUAUUGGAAGCUGACAAGAGAAAAGCUCAAGCCAGGAUUUUGCACAUCCAACGAGCUGCCAAGACUGUGUGCAGCCAGAGAGAAACAGAAAGGAGGAAAUUGAAAGAACAGCUGGAAAGCAAGCUUCAGAGGGCGAAGAGACAGAGAGCUGAGUAUUUGAAGCAGCGGGGAAGUCCCCGUAAUUCUGUCCAUGCUGAUUACAUCAAGCAUGCAGAUUUUCUUUCAACAAAGCUUGCAAGAUGCUGGAGAAGAUUUGUGAAGUCUAACAAGACAACAUAUGCACUGGUUCAAGCUUAUGAUGCCUUGGGGAUUAACGACAAAUCUGUCAAAUCAAUGCCAUUUGACAAAUUAGUUAUUUUAAUGCAAUCUCCAACAAACAUUCAGACCACCAAGGCAGUGCUUGACCGCUUCGAGAAACGUUUGCUUCUUUCUGAGUUAGCAGGUUCAUCAUCAGCUGAGAACAUUGACCACCUGCUGAAACGCCUCGAAUCUCCAAAGAGGAAGGUACCUCCUAGCAGGACUAGGGUAGCUUCCAAAAAGCCAGCAAGGAGUUCUGACUCUUCUGGGACAAGUAGAUUGUCUAGAUACUCACCGAGGGUAGUCCUUUGUUCUUAUAUGAUACUGGCUCAUCCAAGUGCCGUGUUAAGUGGACAAGGUGAGAAGGAGAAGCUACUUAUGGAGUCAGCAGAAAAGUUUAUCAAAGAGUUUGACACGUUGGUUAAGACAGUACUUGAUGGAGGUGGCUCAAGGCAGUCAACCAAUACUUAUACCGCUGAAUCAUCUUCAGACACUGCUGGUCAGAGAAAAUUCAGGAAUCAGUUGGUGAAUUUUGAUAAAGCAUGGUGCGCUUAUCUUUACCGCUUUGUGGUGUGGAAACUAAAGGAUGCAAAGUCAUUGGAGGAGGAUCUUGUUAGGGCUGCAUGCAAGCUUGAACUAUCAAUGAUGCAAACAUGCAAGUUAACUUCAAAUGGGCAGUCACAUAACCUUUCUCAUGAUAUGAAGGCCAUUCAGAAACAGGUUACUGAUGACCAAAAGCUCUUAAGAGAGAAGGUUCAGCACCUGAGUGGUGAUGCAGGAAUUGAGAGGAUGAAUUCUGCUCUUUUGGAUACAAGGUCAAAGUUCUUCGAAGCGAAGGAGAACGGAAAUCCAUUGGCAACGCCUGUUGCAAACAUAUCUACACCUUUGAGCAUUAAUUCAUCUGGGCAUGUCCCGCCUGCUUCCAAGCCUACUUUGGAAGGAUCAAAUUUCACUGCUGAAACUUCGCCUGUAGCUUCUUCAUCAAGCAGUACAUCCCCAAUGAAACUGCCAACAGACAAUGAGCAAAUGGUCAAUGAGAUGCUUCAUGAGGAUGGUUCCUUUGCUGGCAACUCUGAUCAUAUCAGUGCCGCAGAGAAGGAUUUCCAGGCCAAAGUGAAAGCAACGAUGGAGAAAGCCUUUUGGGAUGUGGUUACAGAUUCAAUGAGAGGGGACAAACCUGACUAUACACAUCUAAUCAACCUCGUAAGAGAAGUCAGGGAUUCAUUACACGAGUUGGCUUCCAAGGGCUUGAAGGAGGAAAUUCUUGAGAACAUUGACAUCGAAAUUCUGUCUCAGGUGCUCGAGGCAGGCUCUCUGGACAUGCGAUAUCUGGGGCAGAUUUUGCACUACUCAUUGGAUAUGGUCCGGAAGCUUUCUGCUCCUGCAAAGGAGGAUGACAUGAAGAAAAGUCAUGAGAAGCUAUUAAACGAGUUAGCUGCAAGUUCUGAAGGUACUGAUAAUGGCACGAACUCCUUUGUCAUUGCCGUCAUCAGGGGCCUGCGUUUCACUCUAGAAGAAAUAAAGCAACUGCAAACUGAAGUUAGCAAGGCACGCAUCCAGCUCAUGCAACCGAUUAUAAAAGGAUCUGCUGGAGUGGAGUACCUGCAGAAGGCUUUCGCCGAUCGCUAUGGACCUCCUCUUGAUACAUCAGCAUCUCUUCCUAUAACUAAGCAGUGGAUUUCGGCAACGAAGAACAUUAUGGAACAAGAGUGGAGUGAACAUUUGGAUGCUCUUGAAGUUUUGCCAGCUGGAGAUAAUGCUCAACGCCUUGUUACGGUACUCCGGGCUGGUCACGGUGCUCCAGGGACACAAACAUCUUUGUCUGCAGCAAGCAGUUCUGAUCUACCAGAAUGCAAGGGGGAGAAGUUCGACAAGAUGAUAAGAGUUGGGUUGCUACAGCUCGUUAGCGGCAUGGAGGGCCUACAGAUGCAGUCGACUCCGGAGAGCCUCCAGCUCAAUCUGGUCAGACUGAGGGCCGUGCAAGAGCAGUUUCAGAAAGUGAUUGUGAUCGCGACGAGCAUGCUUGUCCUGCGUCAGGCUCUGAUGAGCAAGAACUCGAAGAUCACUCCUCCAGAACUAGAGAACACCAUCUCAGAACUGUUCGACGCUCUCGUGAAGCUGCUCGACCACAACCCUGAGGCCGGCACCAGCGAAAUCGCCGAGGCGAUGGCGAGCUCACUGGCAUCGGCCGGCUCGUUGCCGGACGAACAGCAGAUUCAGGCCACGAAGGAGCUGGCAACCAAGAUGCUCCUGAAGAGCCUCCAGGCCGGCGACACCGUCUUCGGCAAGGUCUCCCAGGCGGUGUACUGCGCCUUCCGUGCCGUCGUCCUCGGCGGCGGCGGCGCCAGGGGCCGGAAGCUGGCUGAAGCGCCGCUGCGGCGCGUCGGCGCGGCGAGGCUCGCCGGCAGGGUGGUGGAAGCCGGCGAGGCGCUGAUCAAGGUGGCGACGGUGUCGGAGAAGGUACAUGGUCCGUGGUACAACGCGCUUGCCUGAAUGUGAAUAGUGUUCAAGAAAAAAAAAAGAUGAGAUCUUGGGACGUUGGGUCAUUUUGUGCAUACACACGGUGGAUUGUAAAUUCUUGUCCUACCGGGGUGAGGUAGGAAAAAUAUUGGGGCAUUGUACAGCAGCAAAUUAUAGGUGCUGAUGAUGAUGAUCAGUAGGCUAAUUUUCAGGGCGUGAAGAUAAUUUAAUUCUGGGUGCAGGGCAAAUAUGGUGUCCCUCUCGCCAGAAUUUAGUCAGGAGGGUGUUGGUAGGUGCUCAACUGCACCUUGGGUGUCGUGUUUGCUUUUAGAACUGGAAAUAAUGUGAAUAUUUGAAUAUUGUGAUGUAAA
Oryza brachyantha (malo sina) is the source of this 3962-nucleotide messenger RNA. RefSeq lists its product as uncharacterized. The record is from RefSeq and is a predicted model, not a curated record. The transcript has 9 exons. Gene Ontology annotation, biological process: signal transduction. Bases 202 to 3624 code for a protein of 1140 amino acids. Lineage: Eukaryota; Viridiplantae; Streptophyta; Magnoliopsida; Poales; Poaceae.